GGAGGAGACUCGUGCUGCGCGCUCCCGUCACACAGAUCGCCAUUUUGAAUCGAAAAUAUAACCGAUUUUUUCUUACAUCGCAUGAUAAACUUGUGUAGUUCUGGCGAGUGUGUGAAAGCGUCGUACACAGUGAGUGUGUCCGGUACUGCUACUUCAGUUCUAAAGCAAAACAAAUCGCUCCUGUUGUAAGCAAUCAAACUCAACCUGAGCCUGGGCAUCCUUCUAAGGUGUGUGGAUUCUGAUUAGGCCCUGGUGGGGAGGUGGACCCCAUGCUGAUGAAUGUCAGGCUGCUCCAUGCUCUCUACAGUCUGCCUCUCAAAUGCCUGUCUGCUUGUGGAGAAGGUGUAAUUAAGGAUUCACUUACUUCAUCUGCUGGUGUGUGCUUCCCCUGCAGCUGCCACCAUGUUUUGGAAGUUUGACCUGCAUACCACCUCCCACAUUGACCAGCUGCUUGACCGAGAGGAUGUAACUCUGAAGGAGCUUAUGGAGGAGGAAGAUGUGCUGCAGGAAUGCAAAGCGCAGAACCGCCGUCUCCUGCUCUUCCUCUCUCAGGACCACUGCAUGCAUGAGUUGGUCAGCCUCAUUACAGUAGAGCCUCCUUCUGACCUGGAGGAGAGAACACGCUUCAAGCUUCCAAAUAUUGCCUGUGAGCUUCUUACUUCUGAUGUAAGCCUCAUUAAUGACAAGCUGGGUGCAGAUGAAUCUCUGCUGGAGAAGCUCUACCAAUUCCUAGAACAAGAGCCGCCCCUCAACCCCCUCCUGGCCUCCUUCUUCAGCAAGACCAUCGGCAACUUGAUUGCUCGCAAAACAGAGCAGGUGAUCUCAUUUUUGAGGAAAAAACACAACUUCAUUAGUCUGGUGCUGAACCACAUAGAUGCCUCGGCCAUGAUGGACCUGCUCCUGCGCCUUAUUAGCUGUGUGGAGCCACCCCCCCUUAGACAAGAAGUCCUCAAUUGGCUGAAUGAGGAGCGGCUAAUCCAGAGGCUAACCGAGCUCAUGCACACAGGGAGGGAUGAGGAGAGACAAUCAAAUGCAUCCCAGACACUUUGUGAUAUCAUUCGUCUUAGUCGAGACCAGGCCAAUCAGAUGCCAGAGGCUUUGGAGCCAGACCCGCUACUGGCAGUCCUAGAGUCAGAGGAGAAUGUGGCGCAGCUUUUGAAGAGUAUGUUGGAGGGGGAGAAAACUGAAGCUUCAGUUGUCAAUGGAACUCAAGUGCUUCUUACAUUACUGGAGUCAAGGAGGUCAGGGCUGGAGGGUUUAAUGGAGCUGUAUUCUCAGGGAUGUGAAAGGUCUUACACUGUCAAUGGCAGUAUUCUACGUGCUAUUGAGCCUCAUCUAAAAGACUUCCAGCAACUUUUGCUGGACCCUCCUAAGAAAAGUGCAAUACUUACAACUGUUGGUGUUCUAGAGCAGCCGCUAGGGAAUGCACGCCUUCAUGUGGCCAGGCUGGUGGCUUCUCUACUGCAGACAAGUGAUCCCAGCAUCUGCCAGGAAUUUUGCAGACUAAACAUAAUGGACCUGCUGUUGGAUUUAUUUUUUAAAUACACCUGGAAUAACUUUUUGCACUUCCAAGUGGAGGUGUGUGUGGCGUCAAUCUUAAACCACUCAGCUCACGUGGUUCUACAGGCCCAGAUUCUACAGAACCAUGAUGAGAGGCCUGACCUGGAUGGCCAAAGUAGCAACACGGAGCCAGCACACACGCCCAUCCGUGAUGCUUUGGUUGCCAAUCUCUUCCAGCAGUGCCGCUUGGUGCAGAGGAUUCUGGAUGCAUGGGAGGAGAAUGACAAAAUUCAAGCUGAGGGAGGCACCAGGAGAGGUAACAUGGGUCAUCUGACUAGAAUCGCCAACACUGUGGUUCAGACUUUGGAGAAAGGACAAGUCCAAUCUCAGAUUAGUGAUCUGAUCAAAGACCUUCCUGAGGACUGUAGAGGGCGCUGGGAGAGUUUUGUGGGUGAAACUCUGAGAGAAACAAACAGGAAAAACACAGUAGACUUGGUCAGCACACACAACCUGCAUUCCUCUAGUGAGGAUGAUGACUUGGAGAGCCCCUUCCCCAAUGAUUUGUCCAUACAACAGGCAUUCUCUGAUUAUCAGAUUCAGCAAAUGACUGCCAACUUUGUGGAUCAGUUUGGCUUCAAUGAUGAGGAGUUUAGUGAACAUGAUGAAAAUAUUAAUGCUACUUUUGAUCGGAUUGCUGAGAUUAACUUCAAUAUAGAUGCAGAUGAUAAUAGUGCCAAUGCUGCUGCCUUUGAGGCAUGUUGUAAAGAAAGAAUACAGCAGUUUGAUGACUGUGAAGAGGAAGAGGACAUUUGGGAUGACAAAGAGAUCAGCUAUGCAACUCAAGUGAAAUCACGAUCUAGGUUCGGGGUGUGUUCAUCCUCAGAAAGCUCACCCAAAGGUCCUGUAAGAAACGGACAACGGGGCCGCAGGUCAGCCUCGCAGGAGGAAGAGGAAGAUGACGAAGGGAGGAGUCAAAACUCUACUCAAGCAAUGCCCAGCAUGAAAGCAGUGUCACCACAGAAUCCUGGUUGGACAGCUAAUUUCGAAGAAGCAAAGGAUGCCUCUAAUAAUUCCUGGGGCUCUGCAUCCAAGCAAGUUAAUGAGGAGCAGAGUGGCACAGGAUGGGCCAAUUUUACAGAGUUUCAACCAUUCUGCAGCAGCCCAGAGUCCAACAACUCGGAGAGCCAGUUGGAGCAAAACCAAGAGAAAAAACACACAGGGCAGUGUGAAACAGAUAAAGGCCAAAAGUCUCCUCUGGCACCCUCAGAUAGCAGCUCUUCUGGAGGCUCUGACAGCGAAGAAGACACGGGGAACCACAAGGCUGAAGGUUCUCCCAAGUCAAAAGGCAAUCUGAAAACAGCAGUCCAAAGUGAUGCACUUGCUGAGGCUUUGGAGAAGCUUACUAUUAAAGAGGUUAAGGUCACCGAGUCAGCAACACAUUCUUCUGAGACCCAAGCAUCCACAGGAGAUAUGGAAAACACCACUGUGACAGAAAGAAGAGUUAAUUCCGUCUCUGAAGUAAUGCCCAACGGGCCGGUCUGAGGGCUUUCUUACCUAGAGCCAGACAAAAACCCCAAUUGAACCCACUUUUUGCCGCUUCCAGUCUAACCCCCCAAAAACCUAAAUACCACUUUUGGUGUUAAUGUAAAUAAUGCUGCCAUGAUGUUGGACCUGGACACUGCCAAUCAGCACGCACCACUGCAGGGAGAGGGGUGUGUUCUACACAACCAGUAACCAGAACAGUGCUCAGAGGAGUUAGUCUUUUAACAUUUUAACUUUGUAUGAAAUAUGCACAGUUUUAAUGUAGCAGUGAUGGAUUUCUUUCUUGAAAUUACCAGAUCAUUAUAACAUUCUGUAAUUUUGUCUGGUUCCCAGCCCUUUAGUUUAUCUUUUUACCUAAGAAGUGACUAUAGAAACUAGAGUUAUUAAGACCCUUGUAGAAAAGCACAUAUUAAUGAAUCUUUAUGAAAUUUUGCCUUACUUGGUCCUCCCUCAAAUUGUUGCUUCAUACACUUAUUCAAACAUUCAAUGAACAUUUAAGCACAACUGAAGUAUUAUUCAAAUAUAAAUUCAGUUAUGUUGCUCCACAUCUGUACCUCCAUGUAAAUGAGGACUACAGUCUUUUGAGAUUGAGAUUACAGAUGUUGAAUGUUAGUGCAUUUGGGCUGACUCUAAUUUGGGGGGUGGGGGUUGUUGAGGGUACAUAUUUAAAUUCUGAGAUGGUGUCACUGCUUCUACUUUGUGCAAUAAUUACAUUUUUCCAUUUAAUUCAAGUUUUGAACCAGUGAUGAGCAUCAAUAGCAAGGCUUUCAUCUGGUUCUGUUUAUUUUAUUUGCAUGCAAAACAUUAUAGAUCAUGCAUAUUUUUUGGUUGGCAUCCUUUUUAGGCCUUCUGAUUGUACAAAAAUGUACAUUGUUUUUCCCCUAUCUCCUAAAACCAUCAAACAAUAUCUGCUUAAAUAUAUAACUAAGAAUAUUUGUUUCUCUGAAAUUCAUUUUUUGUGGGUAAAAUUUUUAAAUAUUUUUUUAAUCCUAAUCACGAAAAAGGAGGUAAAAACAGUGUUUUUCUGCACCUAAACAGUGAACAUCAUGUUCAUGUAAAGUUGCAGCCAGAGAACUUUUUGUUUUAAAUUAUGACCCAAGUUUAUUUUUUUGGCUUUAAAAUGCUCCUGUCAUGUAACAUUUCAUUACAAUUUUUUUGUUUCCAUAAACUCUUUGUUAAUCAUUUCUUUAGGUUUGGGAUGUUACCAAUUGUUGCAUUGCAGGACAGGGAUUUAUUUUUUGGCAUUAUUUAUUUUUGGAUUUAAAAUGUUAAUGUGGAAGCUUACACAUCCUCAUUGUGGCACAACAUUGUCACAACUACACUUUUUCAAGGUAUGCAAAGGCAGGUUCCAUUUUGCUUUAGUAACCAUUUUAAAUAAUGGCCAAAGUCAAUUUGUAGAGAUUCUUAUUUGUCAUCUGCAGCAACCAAAAACCUACAUAUACACAGGGCAAGCAAUGGUCCAGUAUUUUCCCGUUUAAAGUACAGUGCCUUGAAAAACUAUUUAGCCCCUAAAUAUGUUUAUUUCAUUGUUUUAGAUCCACAUUUAAAGUGUAGUAAAACAGCUUGGACAGUGUUUUAUAUUAAAGGAAAUGACCAACAAUUAACAAAAAUUUAAAUAAACGGUGACAUUUUCAUCUCUA
Molecule: messenger RNA, 4682 nt
Organism: Trichomycterus rosablanca
Lineage: Eukaryota; Metazoa; Chordata; Actinopteri; Siluriformes; Trichomycteridae
Gene: ppp6r2a
Product: protein phosphatase 6, regulatory subunit 2a
Exons: 25
Coding region: 403-3042 (879 amino acids)
Cellular component (GO): cytosol; nucleus
Molecular function (GO): protein phosphatase regulator activity; nucleic acid binding; protein phosphatase binding
Source: RefSeq, a predicted model, not a curated record